AUGGAGACCUUUAAUGAAUCCGCUAACGUCUUCUUGCCCUUGUUUCACCGUCAUUCAGGCCUUCCGCCGCAGACAGGUCCAUUCUGUCUUGCAGAUGAUUUCCCCACAACCGAUAUGUUUGAGCCUAGUUUCAACCUGCUUUCAUCCCUGGGCCGUCUUCCGCCUUCUAGAAAGUUUGACUUUGAAUCCCGUCGAGACGCCGUCUUGUCACCACCUCCUUCGGUUCUGGUGCAUUCGGCUCCGCCUGAAAACGGUCUUGUACGCACUACUCCUCCUCUUUUGCUGAUGCCCAUGCCUCAUCCUCAUCUACUACCGUUGCUCAACAACGGAAGCCCCCCAUUUUCUGGCGACCAUUCUGACAUUCGUCUUGCGUCUGGGUCCAUUCGGCAGGCCGGCCCAGCACCAGAGCCCCAGUCGAGACGCAGUACUCCGUCGCCCAAUCCAGCGGUAUCGGAAGCGGUGUCAUCUUCACUUGCCGGACUCAUGAUAGACGCAAAGCUCGAGUCUGCGCCUCGCCUUCUCUGCAACGGGCUGACCAGAAUCGAGUCGGACAGACAAGAUUUGGGCGACGUGAGGAUGCUGGCUCAGUCGCAUCAACAUCCGCUUCAUUAUGCAGCUCUGCCACUUCGUCGACGUGACACGACGGCUGUCAGACAUGGCAAGUCUUGUCCAACGAAGAAGCAGGAACUGGGAAAAGAGGAGCUGACGAGGGUGAAGACAGAGAUGGCUGAAAGUGCGGCAGUGUUGCGCGACACGUGCGAGUCUGGAGCAAAGUUACGGCAGUACGGACAACGCAUAGCACGGGUCGACAUUAUGUCAAAUAUGGAGGCAUCAAGAGAUCUGCCGAUACAGCAUGGCAAUGGUGAGUCCUUGGGAUAA
This is a messenger RNA of Protopolystoma xenopodis, 879 nucleotides long. NCBI's taxonomy places the organism in Eukaryota, Metazoa, Platyhelminthes, Monogenea, Polystomatidea, Polystomatidae. The record is from the annotation of a GenBank genome assembly.